Molecule: messenger RNA, 583 nt
Organism: Myotis brandtii (Brandt's bat)
Lineage: Eukaryota; Metazoa; Chordata; Mammalia; Chiroptera; Vespertilionidae
Product: coiled-coil and C2 domain-containing protein 2A-like
Exons: 5
Coding region: 33-368 (111 amino acids)
Biological process (GO): non-motile cilium assembly; protein localization to ciliary transition zone
Cellular component (GO): ciliary transition zone
Source: RefSeq, a predicted model, not a curated record
UUGACCCAAAUAAUCCAGAAUAUUCUGAUUUAAUGGAAUUUAUUAUGUACAUGAAACAUAAAGGGAAGGAUAUCCCAAAGUAUUUUCGUCUUGAACAGUUGCAAGAAGAAUCAAGUUUUGUUUCUGAAGAGGAAAUGAAAAAGAGUAAACGUUUCCGGCUAUUGCAGCUUAGAAAUGCAGGACAAUUAGGUAUUUUCCCUCUGCAGCAAAUACCCCUUUAUGACAGAGAGAUUCCAGACUCAGUCUUCCAGGAAUAUGAAAGUCAGGUAGAGAAGGAUAUGUCCUUUUCAGAUGUGAAUUCUAUUACCGCCCAAAGGAUUAGUUCUGUCAAUUUUCUGAAAAAGCCAGUUGACGCAUGCAAUUUGUAAGCUUGUUGAACGACAAAGAAAGUUAAAGCCUCAGAGGAAAGAAAGGAAAAAAGUGGCAGCACAGACGAUCUGUGAUGGAGAUAUUAAGAUUCUUGUCAGAAUCCUGAGGGCUUAUAAUAUUCCCAGCAGGAAAACAACAGUUCACAGAAGACCCUUGGAUAUAUCUACUUCUCUGAUAUCAUCCAUAUCUUGCCUCAGACAUAAAGAAACAACCA